Messenger RNA from Actinia tenebrosa (Australian red waratah sea anemone), 2252 nucleotides. Its product is annotated as tRNA (carboxymethyluridine(34)-5-O)-methyltransferase alkbh8. Gene Ontology annotation, molecular function: tRNA binding; S-adenosylmethionine-dependent methyltransferase activity; tRNA (5-carboxymethyluridine(34)-5-O)-methyltransferase activity. Gene Ontology annotation, biological process: tRNA wobble uridine modification; tRNA methylation. The record is from RefSeq and is a predicted model, not a curated record. NCBI's taxonomy places the organism in Eukaryota, Metazoa, Cnidaria, Anthozoa, Actiniaria, Actiniidae. Gene Ontology annotation, cellular component: nucleus; cytoplasm.
UGGUAACUAAUUCAAAAUGGCGACUAGAAGCGAAGGUUGUUUGAAGUUCUGUGCAGAACAACUUACGAAAUCUGAGAAAAAAGCCCUUCGCAAACAGAGGAGUAAGAUUCAUUCAUUGCAGAGAAGCAACACGGAGCUCGUAGUGUCAAAAAUACCUACAUCGCACUUGCUAGUUGGAAAUGGCGGGCUGAUGAAUGGGAUUAAUCGAUCACAGAUUGGUGGUUUGUUCAAGUCGUUCGGUACCGUGGAACGAGUCGUUAUGCUACCACAACGAUCUUAUUCUUUUGUCUCAUUCAAAAAUGUUGAAGAUGCAAGUAGAGCUAUGCAAACUGUCAAUGGUAGAAGGCUAGAUCCUAGCUUUGAAUUUAGUAAAGCAGGUGUGGUGCUGUAUUUGUCGUACCUGACCAACCUCCCUGACGACAUUGUUGUGGACCGACAGAAUCUUCCCCAAGGACUCGUCCUCGUGGAGGACUUUAUAAGUGAUGUAGAAGAAAAAAAACUGUUAACAACAUUAGGUUGGAAUGAUGGAGAAAGUAUUGAGAGCAAUUACAAUGAGCUUCCAGUAACUGUGGAAAAGCAGCUGAAGCACAGAAGAGUUAAGCAUUAUGGUUAUGAAUUUCUGUAUGGAACAAACACCAUUGAUGUAUCAAAACCACUUCCUGAGAAGAUCCCUGAAGUUUGUAGUGAAAUUCUGGACCGGAUAAUGUCAAGAGGAUACAUUAAAAAUAAACCAGAUCAACUUACAGUCAAUGAGUAUUACCCUGGACAAGGAAUUCCUCCUCAUUUUGACACACAUUCUGCUUUUGAGGAUGGUAUUGUAUCACUCAGCCUUGGUGCCAAGAUAAGCAUGGAAUUCCGUCAUCCUGAUGGUCAUCAUGUCUCAGUCAUGUUACCAAGGAGAAGCUUGCUAGUUAUGACACAAGAAAGUAGAUACCUCUGGACACAUGGAAUUACUCCACGAAAGUUUGAUAUUGUAAAUGAAGCUCAAAAUUUAGAGAGUUCCACUGAAGAUAAGGAUGACACUGCAUCAGGACUUACUCAGUAUGAAAGAGAGACACGGGUAUCCUUGACGUUUCGUAAAAUCCGGCACGAUCCAUGUAACUGUAAAUACCACAGACAGUGUGAUUCGCAAAAAGACAAGAAACAAUUCUCGGCCUCCGAAUCCAUGUAUUACAGUUUACCUAACACACAGCAAGAUGCUGAGAGUUUGGAAAAAUCGCACGUCCAUGAAGUAUACGAGAAUAUUGCCGAUCACUUCAGCGACACACGCCAUUCUCCUUGGCCAAAGAUUUCCAAGUUUUUGUUGGAACUUCCCAAGGGAAGUUUAGUCGCUGAUGUUGGAUGUGGAAACGGGAAAUAUCUUGGUAUAAAUCAUGAUAUCUUUAAGACUGGCUCAGACAGGAGCAGCAAUCUUGCAGCUAUUGCAAAAGAAAGAGGCCAUUCAGUAAUUGUAUGCGAUGUUUUGAAUCUUCCAUAUCGGUCUGGGGCGUUCGAUGCUUGUAUAUGCAUCGCAGUUCUUCAUCACUUAUCGACGUCCGAGCGCCGACUUGAGGGACUGAGGGAACUGGUGCGGAUCGUUGGACCAGGAGGACUGGUGCUUAUUUAUGUCUGGGCUUUAGAACAAAAUUUAGAGAAAGUUAAAAGGGAUAAUUUGAGGGAAGUUGAGUUUGAUAGGAAUACCAGAGAAUACCUUGAGACGAAAAAAUCCUCUCCUGAUGAAACAAUUACUUCUGCUUGUGAAAAAGAAGAUGAGAGCAGAGUUACAGGUGAUCACACGAAAAAAGUUAAAGUCAACAAAAAAAGGGAAGUAUUUGAACAACAAGACUUAUUUGUCCCUUGGAAAUUUAGAGGAAGAAAUCAAGGUAGCAGUGAGCAGCAGCAGAUGAAUGGUAAAUCAACGAGUAAAAGUCACGUGUUUCAUCGUUUCUAUCAUGUGUUCAAGGAAGGCGAGCUGUUGGGGUUGUGUUGUCAACUUGAAAAUGUCAUAAUUAAGGAUGUGUAUUAUGAUCGAGGCAAUUGGUGUGUUGUUUUACGAAAAGUAUAGCUGAAGUAUUUGGGCUUUAAAUCAUGCAAGUCUUCAGCUACAUAGGUAGGGAAUCUACAAAAUAUGACUCUACGACUGCAUGCAUCUGUCUAGCUCAGCAAGGAUAAGAACCAGUCUGAUGCCGACCAAAGGGGCACGUUACUUACACUGAGUCAUUUCAGCCAAAUCAAAAAACCACAUAUUAAUAAAGCUAUUGUCAGCGGUCUUA